GGACAUGUUUCGAUAUCUGUGGGCGGGUUAUAUUAGUGACCUAAGUAUUCGAUAAAUUCAAAAUCUUUUAGGUUUUGUAAAUAAAUAUAUUGGCCAUCGAAGUUACCUACGACUAUGAGUAAUUUCGCCUCAUUCACUUUUUCGUGCGUUCUUAAAAGUUGGAGGAUCCCUGGACGUGUAUCUCUAAUUGUUGCUCGUUAUGGAAACCGAUCGUGGAAACCAGAUGAUGCUGUUUCGCUUACAUUUCCUCCAAGGACUGAUGUUUUUAGAGAAUCUGGCGUCUCAGGGUGUCUGGAAGUAGUAGAGUGUCGCAGAAGCAAUAAACCUCAAAAUCCGGGAGGACCUGUCGAAGGUGAAAGUGGACCUUUAAACCCUGGCAAAUUUGAUCACUAUACUAAAGAACAGAUUAUUGGUGGUGGAGGAGGGAGUUCUGGAAGUGGUCAUGAUCCUUUCGUAAAGUGCCGCGAAUGUGGUGGACCUUUGAAAUCUAUUGAACCAACUACUUCAUACGUAUCACGUUUCAUGAAAUGUGAAGCCUGUCAACAACUCUAUUCAGUGGUUGACGAAUCUGUGGCUAAAUCACUCGAAAACGUUGAAGAGAAUCGAACUUCUCUAUUGCCUAUCCCUAAAGAGAUACAUUCAUACUUGGAUCGCCAUGUAAUAGGUCAAGAGAAGGCUAAGCGGAUUUUAGCUGUUCAAGUAUAUGCUCAUUACAAUCGCAUACAGCAUAAUCUAUCUCUGGUAACAUCAGAAAGUGGUCUUUUUAGUUCGGCCUGUUCAGGUACUAGUACUAGUACUACACCAAGUGACGCUAAGCAUUCUAGAAACAGUUCUUCUACUCCACGUGGUGGACCUUCACAUCCGCGUUCUCAAACAUCACCUGGCGAUGCAUAUACAAGUUACUUACACGUUAGUAGUAUGGAUUGUCGAGAUGAUUUAAUGCAACCGUCUGUAACACAAAUGUUGCAUUUCUUAUACCAUAAUUCAAAAAAUAUGAAUAUUGGUGAUAGUCCAACAGGUUUAUUAUCAUCUUUUCCGUUCACUGUAGACAAUUCACAUGAAGAGAGAGGAAAAUAUCGUCGUGGUUCACGAAUUAUUACAGAUGAUUCAAAUGAAACAAUUAAACUGGAAAAAAGUAAUAUAAUCAUGUUAGGACCAACUGGUUCAGGUAAAACAUUGUUGGCUCAAACUUUGGCUCGAUGCUUAGAUGUUCCUUUUGCUAUUUGUGAUUGUACCACAUUAACUCAAGCUGGUUAUGUUGGUGAAGAUAUUGAGUCAGUUAUUGGUAAACUAUUACAAGAUGCAAAUUUCAGUGUGGAACGUGCUCAACAAGGUAUAAUAUUUUUAGACGAAGUAGACAAAAUAAGCAGUAGAAGUGGAAACUUUCAUUCAAUACGGGAUGUUGGCGGUGAAGGUGUUCAACAAGGUAUGCUUAAACUUCUAGAAGGCUCAAUUGUAAAUGUUCCUGAUGGGAAAAAUUCACGUAAAGUACGCGGUGAAACUAUUCAAGUGGAUACAACAAAUAUACUUUUUGUUGCUUCAGGUGCAUUCAGUGGAUUAGAUAAAAUUAUUGCUCGACGAAAGCAUAAAAAGUCUGUUGGAUUUAUGGAUUUGAAGACCUUUGAAACUCGUACAUACGAUAAAUCAACUUCAUAUUUUGAAUGUUCAGCCAGUGAAGAGAAUGCUGAACGUGAUUCCUUACUACAAGGAGUUGAAGCACGUGAUCUUAUUGAAUAUGGAAUUAUACCAGAGUUUGUUGGUCGUUUUCCAAUAAUUACUGUUCUACAUUCAUUGGAUGAAAAUAUGCUUGUUCGUAUUCUUACGGAACCACGUAAUGCUCUUGUGAAACAAUUUCAAUUUCUUUUCGGUAUUGAUGGUUGUGAACUUGAAGUGACUCCAGGUGCUUUGAAGGCCAUUGCUCGUUCGGCUUUGAGCCAUCGUACAGGAGCUAGAGGUCUUCGUGCAAUCAUGUUCCAAAGAAAGUUGUAAUCAUGGAUUCGCAAUUCAAAGGGGACGCCAUUGUUGAAGGGUUGAAGAGUCGUUCGUCGAAGUAUAUCAAUAGUACAUUGUAUUCUGAACCGUCGUUUUGAUUCGACAACCUUUGAAGGAUAGACUACCGCUUAUGUUCACAUGUAUGUGUACCUAGAAAUUCACAUGCUACUGUGGAGCUGAAUAUAUUGGAAAUUGUGAGCGGUGGACCAUCUAAAAGCGCGCCGUUGGACACUACGAAUGACUUUCAAGGUCACCCUAUCUUCCCAACCAAAAUACUUCAACCUGAUUGGUUAUUUUCGCAGUUAAAUUCGCUCAAAAUUACUCUGUUUUCUGUUGGUGGGAUGUUUUGCUUUGAUUAUGAAUAUGAACUUAAUAGCGAAAGUAACUGUACAGUUUUUAGUUCAUUUUUCUCAACUAUUCCUUUUUUCAAGGUCACCUGUUCAUACUUGUACGAUUACUGCUAGUUAGGCGUACAUCUUAUCUUAUCAUAUUUGUUAUAAAAAGUUUUUGAACUUUUAUGGUUAUAAAAAGGACUAAGUUUUUAAUUCAGUCUAGUUAAUAGUGCAUUUAUUAACUUUGUACUUUAGACCUAGAGGAUUAAUAUUUUUAGUAUCUAGGUCAGUUUCAUUCAUGUGAUCAUUUUCUAGCUAGAGAAAUAGAAAACUCGGUAUAUAUCUUGACAUCAGCUGAUCAUAUGAUCUGUAAUCAGCUGAUAAUUAUUUCAACCUUGUGUUUGUAUCUAGUGUCACUGCUGGCCACUGCCCAUCAUUACUUGUGAUUUAUUGUUUGGAUAGUACUUUCAAUGUAGAGAAUUAGUUGUUUUUCGAAUUACACAAUAGUUUCUGAUGCUAAUCAAUAAGAUAUUUUGAAAAUCUUUGAGUAAUCAAAAAGGCUUUUGAUGUCUUGUUGAUAUUCAAGGUCAGAUUAUUCGAUCUUUGUCAAUAGAUUAGCUCUUAUUCGAAUGUCUCAAUACUAUCUGCUCACUCAUUAUGUUGAUGUCUGCUGGGUGAUGGCUAGCAAUGAAGUGCAGGACACGGAUUUCGUCUUAUUUAGUGAGAUAGGUCAGCUGGAUGUAAAUGCACUCACUGGGACUCGAGCUCAUCGCUUCAACUGCCAAAAUGUUAAUGGUAUAGUAGAUUUUAAGAUGGAUGACUUCGAUAUUUUUUAACUAGGUGAUUGGAAAACUGUGUAUAUCCAAUCAUAUCCAUUUCUAUGAAGUGAUGGAAAGUUGUUUGAAUUCACAGCAAUUUAUUGUGUUUAUUAACAUAUGUUAGCACGUUAAGAUCAGAUAGCCAGAAAGAAUAAGCAACAAGGAACUCUGGCCUGCUAGCUCCCUGGCUGGCAACGAACCAACCAACAACCCAUCGACCAACGAAUAUGUAGAGGGAUUCGAUUCGACAUACACUGAGAAGACGGUUUGGGGACAUCAGGUGUCAGGUCAGGGAGGCCAUGUCAGGGCGUCGAGUGGAACCUGAAUGGGAGACGACGAUUUGGGUGUUCGAGGCGAGGUUGACAUGGAGGAGAUGGUGUGAGGAAGAAAUGAAAGGUUGUGGGCAGUUGUGUAGCCAGGUUGAGAAGACUGGAGAGAAGAGAGUGAAACGGCGAAGUGCUACUGAAGCCUAAUGUUCCACUAGGAACCCAAGGGAUAAAUAAUGAUAAUAAUAAUAAUAAUAAUAAUAACAAUAAACAAUACUUUAUCAAGAAGACCACAAUCUCAUAAAGUUUGGCGCUUGGUAGGUUGAAAUUAUAAUAUUUAGUCGAGUGAUUUAUGACGGUAUAGAGAUGAAAGUACUUUUGUAGAAUCCUGAAGAUUUCAGGAUACUGGGUAUUGAACCAAUCACUGAUAUAUUUCAGUACUUUAAAUUAAUUAGAACACUUUAAUAUAUGAAAUGAUUGCUGACAUUACUUGUGGAAAUAGGGGAGAUCACUAUUGUAUUUGUUUGAGGUUAAUGGAAAUUUUUAUAUAAAAAUUAGUAAUGAUCAUGGACUGAUAUCAGUUAGAGAACCAUUGAAAACAUGGAAGAAACGGACAAAUGUUUCGUCCCAGUAUGGGACUCCUAAGCAAGAGGCACCACCAGUGAUCGAACCUCGGACCUUCAAUUUUCACAGCAAGCGCGUUAACUAUUCAGUCACUGAGUCUGAGUUCAGUGAUCUACAGUUUCCCUUUUGUGUCAAUUUAUGAUAAAGCGUGACGAUCACCCAAGGUCUUCAAUUAGCAUCCGCUUCCCUUCCCACUUGUUGACCUUACAGGUCACAGCUUUUCAUUAGAAUUUCAGGAUGUCGCUAAUCAGCAGUUUACAGUUAUGUAUUUUGAAGAGAAUGAGGUGCAUUGAACAGCUGUUUCGUCGUAGUAUGGGACCGCUCAGCAGUAUGGACCCAUGAUCCGACUAGGGGUCGAACUCAAGACAUUCUGGUUUCACGGGGAACGAGUGAUAUAGUGCGACUAUCACUCAAGGUUUUCAAUUGGCAUCCUCUUUUCUUGUGACUUUUUGACCCCCUGGGUUAUGGAUUUUCAGUACUCUCAGAUUUCCAAUGGUUCUCCAAAUUGAUAUCAAUCUGUGAUGAAUACUGCCUUAAAAUUAAAAUCCUCGCUAACUUUUAAAAGGAAUGUAUACAUGAUUGUUAUCAUUUGUUGCCUUUCAGGAAAGUCUACUACUACAGGCACG
Heterobilharzia americana is the source of this 4658-nucleotide messenger RNA. Lineage: Eukaryota; Metazoa; Platyhelminthes; Trematoda; Strigeidida; Schistosomatidae. The record is from the annotation of a GenBank genome assembly.